Molecule: messenger RNA, 462 nt
Organism: Penicillium malachiteum
Lineage: Eukaryota; Fungi; Ascomycota; Eurotiomycetes; Eurotiales; Aspergillaceae
Exons: 1
Coding region: 1-462 (153 amino acids)
Source: RefSeq, a predicted model, not a curated record
AUGCCAGUCAAUCCUGUUCCCCGGGCCGACCUGAAGAACUUGAAGCUACCUUCCAACCCUCAGACGUGGCGUGCCGAGAUAGAUCAACUUGGGCUUUCGAAAGAAACUGUACAUGGUCGCAGCCUAGCUUCGGCUUCCCAAAUGGGCUAUGAUCAGUUUCUACUUCUUCGAGUUUUAUGGAAUGUUCGAAAGGGAAAAAACUCUUCUGCAGUGGAUUCUCUGUCCAGUCUCCUUUCUCUGGGAGAUGAGUUAAAGCAGGCUAAAAUCAGACUGAAUGGAUACAAGUCAUGGAUUCAAUAUUUCCGGACCUUUGAGGACUCAACUAUUUCGGAAUCGACUUUCGCUCUUGCUCACCAUUAUCGACUGGAGGUCACAAAGACGAAAGAGGACGAUGCCGCUGUACACUUUUUUACUCCUAUCGCACAGCGUACCAGAUCACAGGCCUCAAAAUCCCUACUUUAG